AUGUCAAUCUUGCACGAUGGCAAGACAGACAUCAACGAGCUGGACCUCUUCGGAGAGACGGCGCUACUGAAAGCUGCAAGGCAGAGCAGGAGGGAGGUCGUGGAUGCGCUCAUCCGCCACAGAGCCAAUGUUGGACAUCGGUGUGCCGACGGCAACACCAUCCUCGUGUGGGCAGUCCGCAACGGAUGGCUCGACCUGCUCCCCCUCCUCCUGUCCUAC
Messenger RNA from Guillardia theta CCMP2712, 219 nucleotides. RefSeq lists its product as hypothetical. Lineage: Eukaryota; Cryptophyceae; Pyrenomonadales; Geminigeraceae. The annotation marks the transcript as partial. Gene Ontology annotation, molecular function: protein binding. The record is from RefSeq and is a predicted model, not a curated record. The transcript has a single exon.